Molecule: messenger RNA, 1622 nt
Organism: Phlebotomus argentipes
Lineage: Eukaryota; Metazoa; Arthropoda; Insecta; Diptera; Psychodidae
Exons: 3
Coding region: 100-1374 (424 amino acids)
Source: RefSeq, a predicted model, not a curated record
AUUGUUGAUGUUUUGUCCGUUUCGCUUUUGUAUAGAGGGAAAUUUUAGUUGUUUCCUGAGAAAUUGUAAAGAUCUGGGUCCGGUGUUGCUGAAAGCACCAUGAAUGAGACCCCACAGACGCGCAAGAGGAGUCUGUUGAAGCGAAGCGUCAGUGUUUUGACUAAAACUCGUCCUUUUUCCCCUCGAGAGAGUCCUGAGCGAAAGUCUCCAUCCAGACAGGAUGAAGGUCAAUUCAAGCAACAGAACUUCUCCACACCCAUCAGCUCCCGGCACAUACAGAGUGCUCCAGCGUGCUCUCCGGAGAAUGACAACUCGCCGAUUGUCCAUCUGUCGCAGGAUCUGCACUGGAAAGCGGAUGUGGCAUGGGGAUGGGACAGUCCAAAGAAUAGUCCAGCCCAGAGGAAGUUCUCCGCGAAGAAGAAAUCCUCCCCAAUCACUCGAUCGCACAGUCUGACUCGGCCCAAUGCGAGGAGAGAUCAGGCGAAGACGGGCUUCUUCAGGUUCAGGAAGGAUCUCAUGACGAUGGAGUCAAAGUACAGCAGCACCGAUUCUGGUACAACCACUUCAAGUGGUUCACCGACGGUGGAAGCUGAAAAAUCCGCCACUUCGAGGGUGGAAACCACCGCGGAUAUGCUGAAAUAUGUCCUGGAGGACUCAAACACUUCUGAUAAGACUGUCGUGCAGAAUGCCGACACUCCUGGACCGUCAAAAGCAAUGACAACCAUUCAGAAAGACUUCUUGUUUGAUGAUUCGGCGGAUGAUAGAGAUUUGGCUGCUCUUAUCGAUGAUCCGCCAGUUGUAGUUGCACAAUCUCCGGAGAUUUUCUCUCCGGCUGUGAGCAGGAAAAAAGACUCGUCGUCGAGAACGUCGUCGGAAGAGAUUUACUACACCGUAGAAGAAUGUGUUCAGAAUUUGGAUAGAGAAAUUAGGGAAGAUCGCAAGAAAACUCCAGCAAAACCCACCUCAAGUGGAGUAAAGAAUCCUCCAUUGAAGUCUUCCAGUCGAGACGACGAGCUGAAGUGGCUUGUUGAUGACUCCUUCGAUGACAUCUUGUCUCAGUUGCCACUCGAUGGAUCUUCAGCUCGCAACGGAAGCUUUGCAAGGCACGCUUCGAUGCCGGUGCAGAAGCAAGAUUCACAAUUGUCGCAAAGCUCUGCGAAAGUGAUCAACAGAUACGACAGCAUGCCGGUGAAUUCCACGCUGAGGAAGAGCGAUGAACCGCCGUCCAGGAGUGGCAGUUCUGAGUCGAUCUCAUCGGUUUCGUCUUCUGGGAAGUGUACGAUGACAGAGAUUGCAAGGAAGCGCCAGGAGGCGCUGCAAAGGUUAAGAAACUCAAAGCAAAAGCAGCUGCAGAAGAAUCUCAGCAAUAAAUGAAUCUGAUUUAUUCUUCAACACACACACAAAAAUAGUGCUAAAUUACAUUUCCAAACCUGCCGAAAAGAAAGGUAGGAAUUGACUUUAUAUUUUUCUACGAUUGUAUUUAGCAUGUAAAAUAUGUAAAUCACUGGAAUUAUAGAGAAGAGAGGCGAUGCCAAUGUGCGCAAUGUCUAAUGUUGUAUUAAAUUGCCAACUCGAACUUAACAUCUGUUUGGCGAAAGCGAAGCCCUCGACUGUGUUUUUUC